AUGAGGUGGCCACGUGUCCUGGCUAUCGGGCUACAUGUACUCCAUAGCUAUGGUGCAUCCGCCAGGACCGCGCCCACGAGCCGGCGGUCUCUAGACACACGUGAAGAUGAAAUCCCCGAGGAGUGCAUCGUCCUGCCAGCCUGUGCGCUACCAACGGCGCGGAGGAGCGCCAAGUUCCGGCGGGACAGCGACUGCUCGACACAGGCCUUCAAGAAGUGCCGGGUCAACCUCAACACCGAGACGGAAGUCAUGGCCGAUAGCGGCAACGACAGCGAGGACGAGAGGGAGAUUCUGAAGAUGGUUUAUGUCACCAUACCGUUCUUGAGCCUGGACACCAUCCGCGCCUACGCCAGCGGCAAGCAGACCGACCAGUCCAACCAGGAGACGAGCGAACUGGCCCAGCUCUGGCGACAAGAGUACACAAAAGAGAACGGCGACGACCACGACUUCAAGGAGAACGCGGGAAAGCUCAAGAAGAAGUACAAGAGCCCAAGUGAGUUUGCCAAGAAGUGGGCGGGCAAGCUGUCGGGCAGCGACAAGCUCAGGAGUAAUCAGGGCUCCACGGGCUGGGCGCUGCUAACGCGCGUCGACAUCACGGCUACGCUUUUCGGCCUCUUACUUACAGCGCGCAUACGGCAUUCACCGACGGGGUUUAUCUAUUUGCAAGGAGGAGAGUUCAGUCUUGUGCCAGUCCGAGAGUCCAAAAACAGGUCUGGUAAUAGUACGAUGUUCAACGUGAGCGGCGCACCUAGAAUAUCCUGGCGUCCGGUGAAAGGUCAGCGCCCGGCUCACAACGACCAGUUCCAGACAACGGUGGAAAGGGGAACCCGAUUGUCGACAGACAACACCACGUACGACGACGCAAUACAAUCAGACGAUGCCCCAGACUGGACUCCGUCACGUAAUCUCGUCUUGUGGCACCCGUUUGUGAGUCGACAAGACAACACCACGUACGACGACGUGAUACAGUAA
This is a messenger RNA of Anthostomella pinea, 972 nucleotides long. Lineage: Eukaryota; Fungi; Ascomycota; Sordariomycetes; Xylariales; Xylariaceae. The record is from the annotation of a GenBank genome assembly.